GCUCAACUAUAUAAAUCACCUCUGUGUGGAGUUUGAAACCAAGACACCUCCAGAGUCAAACUGAUCGAAGAAGAGAGAAGAAGACAGCAAAGACCGACUUCUUCUACCUGUAACCUCCAAAAGUCUUCUCAAACCCCUGUUACAGAUGGCCGUGAUACUGAAGCCAUGGACGGUGCUGGCAGCCGUAGUGCUGUGCGUGCUGGUGUGUCUGGGAACGCUGGCGGACGCCUACCCCCCCAAACCUGAGAACCCCGGAGAUGACGCUCCACCUGAAGAGCUGGCCAAGUACUACACCGCCCUAAGGCACUACAUCAAUCUGAUCACCAGGCAGAGGUAUGGAAAGCGUUCGACUCAGGAGGAUGUGGUUGCAGAGCUGCUGUUCGGUGGCGACAGCAACAGGGACCAGAGGUCAAGAUACGACGACUCCUACGUGUGGUGACUCAACCACCCCUCUCCCUCCCUCCAGGUGCGUCCCGCUAUGUACCCGGAGGGGCCGACAUGUGCCUCUCACCUCUGACCCCCUGGACCUGACCCCCGACCCCGACCCCGACCCCGACCCAAGACACAAGCUCUCUCUGUCUCUCUUGUCAGCUGUCUCACACCUCUCUCAUUACAACACAAUUGUACAUAAUUUAUUAUUGAAAUAAUAAUAUAUAUAUAUGAGAUCAGAGCUAUUAAUCAGAAGGUGGAACUGUGUCCGUCUGUCUCUGUGAGCAUUAACGUCCCUCUGCUGUCCAACACUGUUUAGAGGAGGAAAUUCCUGUUUCACUGUUGCUACUGUAACAAGUAACAUCAGAAUAAAUUAAUAAAACUGUUCUGUGUGAUGA
Messenger RNA from Sebastes umbrosus (honeycomb rockfish), 827 nucleotides. RefSeq names its product peptide YYa (gene pyya). Gene Ontology annotation, cellular component: extracellular region. The record is from RefSeq and is a predicted model, not a curated record. The coding region runs from base 146 to 439 and encodes 97 amino acids. NCBI's taxonomy places the organism in Eukaryota, Metazoa, Chordata, Actinopteri, Perciformes, Sebastidae. Gene Ontology annotation, molecular function: neuropeptide Y receptor binding; neuropeptide hormone activity. The transcript has 4 exons. Gene Ontology annotation, biological process: feeding behavior; neuropeptide signaling pathway.